CUCAAGCCGAGGUUAGAGCAGUCCGAUCAUAGAUGUCUACUCUGCAGCUCUCUCGGCGAAUUCGAGCACUGGCCUGAACACGAGGAGACACACAUCUAGCCACCUUGUCCUACGUACUGAAAUGCAGCCCUUGGAAGAAUCCCUGGCUGAUCUCCAGCUGCUCUCUGACUGCUCGCGCCUAUUCUCCUCGAGCGAAUAUGAUUUCACGGAUGAGACUGGGCCACCUCGUCCACCACAUGAAGGUACUUUUCACAACGGGAUGUCUCAAGCCCCUGCUGCCUCGCCGUGGUCUGGCUCGCACGCACCCGGCGGGUCGCCAUCUUCCCAUCAAGAUGGCACCUCUUUCUACCACGGCGACGCACCGUACAACUAUGUCGACCCAUCUUUCCACCCCGCCAAUUCAUGGGUUGGCAUUCCGCCGCUCGAGCUGCAGCUGCAGACUUUCGAGGGAAUCACCGUGACAUCGUUCGAUAGCUCUCCCCAGCGUGGCACGUUCGUCACUGCCAGCUCAUCUGACUAUGACCAGCCUCCGGGGGCCGACGAGGCUCUGAUUGGCGCCGAGUCGCCGCACACCGAGCUCAGCGGAGUGAGUCCCGCUGGCAGUACAAGCUCGAGUCUCCUUCCGUACGGCAGCCCCGCGACUUUCGAGUCCGACACCGAGGCCGCGCACAACGGCUGGAACACGAACCUCUUGUAUCCACCGGUCCAUCACCGACGCGACUCGGAUGCAUCCAGCAACGCAUCCUCGAUCUCGCUCGAGAGCACCCAGAGUCACCCCCACCGCGCCGCUGGUUCGUCAAGCGCUGUGUCGACCGAGGCUUUGCCAAACAGGUUGUUUCCAGUGAACACAUCUGCUGCAGCCCAGAGAGCGUCGACAGCUCGGCGCGUGCGGGAUGCCAUCCACGCAUGCCAGCUGUGCUCGGGCACGUUCACCGCCCUGAAUGGUCUCAAAAAUCAUAUGUACAGGCACUUCAAUGUUCGUCCCUUCAGUUGCACAUUUUGCGGAGACAGUUUCAGGACCAAGGCCACUCAGCAACGGCACACUAGAACGAAGCAUCUGGCUAAUAUUUGAAACAGUUUUUGACCUCCAUCUUUGCCUCUUGUCGCUCAUAAUUUGCAGCUAUAUGCGUAUUUAUUAUACUUGUGUCCGUUUAUGCCACAUUGCCAACCGUCUCUGGCUCCUUAUUUGUACUGCGCUGAUAAUUCCCGUCUAUAGACCCGCUGUAUUAUCUCUGUUAAAUGCUUGAAUUCAAAUCGAUCAUACGUAAAGAUACAUUAUCGAGACCGUAGCAUUUCGAAGAU
Molecule: messenger RNA, 1302 nt
Organism: Mycena citricolor
Lineage: Eukaryota; Fungi; Basidiomycota; Agaricomycetes; Agaricales; Mycenaceae
Source: the annotation of a GenBank genome assembly